CAUACUCAGACGUCGAAGACGACAGCGGUAUUUGCUUUCAACAAGUUUAUCUGAUACCUGACUGUUGAGAUCUUGAAACAAGAUGAAGUCCACACGAUUCGCCAUCCCUCUCUUCUUGGUAGUCAUCUUCUGGGUUUACCAAGCUACUUCGGCUCCUGCUGGCCCGCGUCCGCGGGGAGAUCAAAAAGCUGAAAUGCGUGAGGAUAAGAACGUGAAACUUGACACCUUUGCUAAAGAUGUGGCUGAGGAAAUAAUAGACCGAGACGUAUAUCUGGCACAGCAUCCGGGAGGCCAGAAAGCUGAAAUGCGUGAGGAUGGGAACAUGAAACUUGACAACUCUGCUAAAGAUGUGGCUGAGAAGAUGGUAUAUUAUGAUCUGCCCCUGGAAAUGCGUGAGGAUGGGAACAUGAAACUUGACAACUUUGCUAAAGAUGUGGCUGAGGAAAUAAUAGACCGAGACGUAUAUCUGGCACAGCAUCCGGGAGGCCAGAAAGCUGAAAUGCGUGAGGAUGGGAACAUGAAACUUGACAACUUUGCUAAAGAUGUGGCUGAGGAAAUAAUAGCCCGAGACGUAUAUCUGGCACAGCAUCCGGGAGGCCAGAAAGCUGAAAUGCGUGAGGAUGGGAACAUGAAACUUGACAACUUUGCUAAAGAUGUGGCUGAGGAAAUAAUAGACCGAGACGUAUAUCUAGCACAGCAUCCGGGAGGCCAGAAAGCUGAAAUGCGUGAGGAUGGGAACAUGAAACUUGACAACUUUGCUAAAGAUGUGGCUGAGGAAAUAAUAGACCGAGACGUAUAUCUGGCACAGCAUCCGGGAGGCCAGAAAGCUGAAAUGCGUGAGGAUGGGAACAUGAAACUUGACAACUUUGCUAAAGAUGUGGCUGAGGAAAUAAUAGACCGAGACGUAUAUCUGGCACAGCAUCCGGGAGGCCAGAAAGCUGAAAUGCGUGAGGAUGGGAACAUGAAACUUGACAACUUUGCUAAAGAUGUGGCUGAGGAAAUAAUAGACCGAGACGUAUAUCUGGCACAGCAUCCGGGAGGCCAGAAAGCUGAAAUGCGUGAGGAUGGGAACAUGAAACUUGACAACUUUGCUAAAGAUGUGGCUGAGGAAAUAAUAGACCGAGACGUAUAUCUGGCACAGCAUCCGGGAGGCCAGAAAGCUGAAAUGCGUGAGGAUGGGAACAUGAAACUUGACAACUCUGCUAAAGCUCUGGCUGAGGAAAUAUUUUCUGGAGAUACUGCAUAAUGUCAAUCAAAAUGGAUAAUCCUCAUAAUGUCGUCCAUCGCAAUGGAUAACCCUGAGUGCAUUCAUAGUCCUCCAUCCAAAUUUACACUACUGCAUUAAGCAAUAUAAUGACUUUGAAUCAGUGUGUUUAAUUACAAAAUGUUCAGGAAGUUCACUGUGACUAACAAAUACGAUUACAACAUCACCUCAACUCUUUUUUUUUCACAAAUCAGACUAUCAACAAUUUCACCGUUAUGCCAAUCGUGCAAAUCGGUAUUAUUGUUACAGACCUGCAAACUGGCAGCUUACAACAUUAAUUCUAUCACAGCAAAAACUGUGGUGUUAACCGGUGUACACAUCACACCA
This is a messenger RNA of Lytechinus variegatus (green sea urchin), 1591 nucleotides long. RefSeq lists its product as uncharacterized. The coding region runs from base 83 to 1246 and encodes 387 amino acids. The record is from RefSeq and is a predicted model, not a curated record. NCBI's taxonomy places the organism in Eukaryota, Metazoa, Echinodermata, Echinoidea, Temnopleuroida, Toxopneustidae. The transcript is spliced from 22 exons.